This is a messenger RNA of Chenopodium quinoa (quinoa), 1537 nucleotides long. RefSeq names its product NADP-dependent D-sorbitol-6-phosphate dehydrogenase-like. The transcript has 6 exons. The record is from RefSeq and is a predicted model, not a curated record. Lineage: Eukaryota; Viridiplantae; Streptophyta; Magnoliopsida; Caryophyllales; Amaranthaceae. Gene Ontology annotation, cellular component: cytosol. Gene Ontology annotation, molecular function: aldose reductase (NADPH) activity. Bases 1006 to 1284 code for a protein of 92 amino acids.
UGCUCUUAUUUCUCCCUCUUUCCCCUCUUCUUUCUUUCCUUCUUUUCCUCUCUCUCAGUCUCUCACUCUCUCCUCUCUCCUCAAUGGCAAAACCAGAUCAAACCACUACUUUCUUCUCUCUCUACACCAUUUUUAUUACCUUCACUAACCUCCAUUGUUUCUCAUCAAUGGCGUCUUCUCCUUGCUCUUCCACCUCCUCUUCCUUUGACGAAUUUGACGACGAUUCUAUUCUCCUAAUUCGAAGAUGGCGAUCCCCAGAAACAAAGUAUAUUCUAUUAUUUCCUUUUAAUUGUGCACUUUGGAUUAAUCGAUUUUGAUUUUUCGUGUUUUCCCCUAAUUUUAUUGGUGUUAUAUGUUUUGAUUCUAUCAAUUGAGAUCUAGGGUUUCUGGGUUUCUAAUAAGAUGGGUGAUAGAUCUAGGUUAGUUGGGUGGUUUAAGGUGUUUGGGUUUGGAUUAGGUGGGUUUAGGUGAUAAUUUUGGUUAGUUGGGUGGGUUCGGGUUAGUGUGGGUUAAGGUGGUCGGUUGGGUGUGUGGGUUUGGAUUAGGGACUUAGGGUGGGUCAAGGUGGCCGGUCUGCUGUGUGGGUUCAGUUUGAGGUGGGUUAAGGUUGUGUGUUUUGGUUAAGGUGAUGGAUCUGGUGGGUUUAGGUGGUUCAUGUGGUAGGUUUAGGUGGUGCAUGUGGUGGUUAAGGCGGGUUAGUUGGUUAGGCGUGGUGGUUGUGGGGGCUGUUAUGUGAAUCAAAAAUUCAAAGUCUCCAUUCCUUGCCUUGUUCUGCCUCGACCUUGAAUAUCUAAAUCGUGAGGUAUUGUCACACUGUCCUUGAAAAGGGUUCAGAAGCUGAGUUUUUUUGAAGAGUUGGGUCCUAAAGCAAUGUUUGCUUCUGGUGAUACAAGAAUCAGGCCGUCAAAACCCCAAGGCGGCUUCCGCGGUGGUCCGUGAUGGUGAGCACUACGAAGACAUGUUGGCUAAUUUACAAAACAUGAAGAUACCCUUCAGUGGUGAAGAAUGCUUCGGACAAUACGUGGAUUUACACGAGUGCCACAACAGAAUGAAGCUAAGGUUGGGAAGGCACUUGCUGAAGCAAUUCAAGUUGGGCUUGUCAAAAGGGAGGAUCUUUUCAUAACCACUAAGCUGUGGAGCUCUGACCAUGGACAUGUACAUGAAGCGUGCAAAGACAGUUUGAAGCAACUUCGACUUGAUUAUAUGGAUCUGUACCUAGUUCACUUACCUGUAGCCAUAAAGCGUACUGAAGAUCAUGUAGGAAUAAUGCAAAAAUUUGUUUAACUAAGAUAUGAGGCUGCUUCUGUGCUGGUGUUCCGCUUCUGUGCUGGCGUGCUGCUUCUUAUAUGCGCUGCUGCUGCUAUUCUGCACUUCUGCUACUGUGUAGUUGCAUAUUUUUUUUUACCUUGUAUUUUAUUUUAAUUUUUUAGACAAAAAUCGUAAUAUUAUAGCAUUUUUUGUAUGAAAAUAUGUAACUUUAUAAAUAUGUAAGUGUUUAUUUAUCAAUUUAAGUGAAAAAAUGCAAAAAAAAAAAAAA